UUCUCAUAUCAUUCGAAUAUGGUAAGAAACAUCCCUGCAUCAGUGCUCAAUGCGUCGAUGCUCCUGGUGUUGCGCCUGAUGCCUUCGACGACUUCAUCCGAAAUCACGAGAGAUCGUUGAAUGCUAGCACAGUUGCGAGAAUUAGAUUCGCUGCAUCGGCGACGGUUCUCCGAACCAGUCUAAAGAAGCAACUUCUUAGCUUGGAGCCCAUCGAUAGAUUCCAAAAGGACUGUCAGUUUGCGCCACUCGUUUAGAGGUUGCGACUUCACUGUCGUCGAAACUCGAAAGAAUUGCUCCGACGAUUCUUGUGUUUCUCUGAUUGCUGAAAUAUUUGCGUCGAUAGGAAAGCUGUCUAACGACAUGUACGAAGGCUGAGAGCGGUAGAGAAGAGGUUUGUGGAUGCGAACGCGUGAAUUAGUGUGCGGUUUGAGCUAAAUUGAAUAACCUCGUGUCCAGUGAAGUGUUUGAGUGAAGUCCAUGUCGAGUUGCAAUAGCCGAAACAGCGCUUGAAACAGGAAGAUCUCCAGAGUAUCUGCUGAGACCUUGCGAUGGGUUGGUUUCUUCCAAGUCAUAUAGAUCAGGGCUUCAUCUUUGGUUUACUUGGGUUGUGGCACAUGUACAACAAUUUGAACAACUAUGUGAAGUCGCCAUCCGAGUUCCGGAGCUCGACGUGGUUCCCUGCGCUGGGACGUGCAAAGCCGGUAAAACCCCUGGAGCUAUGGAUCCUCCUCACCAUCGUAGUGAUUUUCAUUUUCAAGCAGCUCUCGCACGCAACCUCGGACUUCGCGGCUGGAUCCAUCAAGAUGGAACACCUUGGCCGCUUCCAGCACGUCAUCUUCGCAUUGUUUUUUCUAGUCUACGCGAUUGUGGGGCUCGUGGACGAGUACACGACGUUGCUGCGCUUGCCCGUCGGAGCGCUCCACUGCACCUUCGCCACCGGCUUUCUUAUGGAGCUUGUGGUGUUCCACUUUGGCCACCACCCGGGGGAUGAUGUUAAGAGCUUCGUGCAUAUGCUGAUGCAGAUUAUUCUUGUGUUCCUGGUGCUGCUCAUGUUCCUUGAGGUUUUAUACCCACACAGUAUCCUCGUUUCCGUUGGACGGUGCAUUAUGCUUAUCUUAAAGGGCACCUGGUUUGCCCAGAUAGGGUUUCUAAUCCACUACCCAUCUUUUGUUCCGUUGGGGUGUCACACGACGGAGGAAAUGGAGUAUCCUAUCUGUCCCACGCAUGAAGUCCUGAUGCGGGCGAAGUCACUGCAAGUGCUCAUCUUCAACUGGCAGUUGCUGUGGAUUCUGGUGUGCACUUUUAUUGGGUAUGCAAUUCUCGUGAGUGGGACUAAGAAAAGAGGGUCGUUUACCCCAAGAUUGAAGCCAAUUCUGCCUAGUAUAUUGACGCCGGGCCACCGAAGGGCUCUCACUCCUGGAUCCAAACAGAAGGAAGAGUCGGUGUACUUCCAGGUUCCUGAUGUGGUAGAUGGGAGUGACAGCGGAGAAUCGGAUGGCGAGGAGUCAGCCACCGCUAGCGCCGUCAAGUCUUUGUCUAGGCGCGCGAGUAGACGCAAUGCGAUUGUGCAACCAAGAGUCGUCGAAUCGUCAUCACACACUCCACAAGAGCAAUUGUGAUAUAAGCAGAUGUAUGUAACUACGGAAUUUUACAGGUGUGAAACAAUAUUUUUCGGUGGUGGAUCGGCUUCCGAGUGAAACAAUUCAUUGUACAUUGUGAUCAGUGCUUAUCGGAAGUGAAAAUACUAAACAUGUGUAAGAAUAGCAUCUGGUCUGGCCACUGUCAUUUAGGUCCCGGGCAAUAUCUAAGAGGUGGGGGUAAACAGAGCCCUAAUAAGGAUUGACAGGCAGGAUAUGACUAUCAAAGGUCAAGUCUAAGGCCAUCACGUACCCGGCACAUGGGACCCAGCGGAUCUAAAGACGAUCUGCGUGUUCUGCACAGUCAAGCACCUGACGGAAAUUCUUCACUUAGCCAUGUGACGUGUGAUGAGCGCAAAAUGCAGCAAGAAUAUAGUUUAGGUACUGGCAUUCGACUGUAAUAAGUGGUAUUUGUUUAGCUCAGGGUGCCUGGAAGUGCAACACCUUAUCCCUACGUCUAUUUCAAAAAACCAACACUUUCGGCAUCCACAUAAUGCAAAGCAGUGUUGAACAAAUGUAUUGCAAAAACUGUACAAGCACAUCGAGUAGUCAUCUAUGAUAAAACAGCUCUGUACUGCAACAGCAAUACAAGUUAUCUAAUCAACUGUAGACGCUCUGCAUAAACCCAUAAUUUAAUAAAUCAUUUCUAUACUUCAGUGCUUGAA
This is a messenger RNA of Physcomitrium patens, 2302 nucleotides long. RefSeq lists its product as uncharacterized. The record is from RefSeq and is a predicted model, not a curated record. Lineage: Eukaryota; Viridiplantae; Streptophyta; Bryopsida; Funariales; Funariaceae.